Molecule: messenger RNA, 1140 nt
Organism: Sphenostylis stenocarpa
Lineage: Eukaryota; Viridiplantae; Streptophyta; Magnoliopsida; Fabales; Fabaceae
Source: the annotation of a GenBank genome assembly
AUGUCUUCUUCCAAUAAACACUGGCCAAGCAUGUUCAAAUCCAAGCCUUGCAAUUCCCAAAACCAAUGGCAGCAUGACAACAACUCUUCUGUCUUGUCCACUGGAUGCCAAAGAAGCCCUUAUACUUCAGGAAGUGAAGAGAGAACUCCAGAACCAAAGCCAAGAUGGAACCCAAAACCCGAACAGAUUCGCAUUCUAGAAGCCAUCUUCAAUUCUGGGAUGGUGAAUCCCCCAAGGGAUGAGAUAAGGAAGAUCCGGGUGCAGUUGCAGGAGUAUGGCCAAGUUGGUGAUGCCAAUGUCUUCUACUGGUUCCAGAAUCGUAAAUCCAGGAGCAAGCACAAACUCCGCCAUAUCCAAAACUCAAAGAACCAAAACACAGAAACACAACCAAACUCAGUUUCUCUCUCUCAAAUCACACCACCUUCAUCCUCAUCCUCGUCCUCUGACAAAUCCUCUUCAAAAGAAUUAGUGCACCCCAAUGGGUUCUCCUUUGGUUUCUCAAAUGUCAAUGAUGCAGUGCCUAAUUCUCCCACUCCUUCUGUGAAUCAGACCUACUUUCAGUCUCACACCCACAAUAACACCAAUUUGCUACCACCAAUAGAGUCUCUCUCCUUUCCUUUGCACAAUAAUGGUCAAGGUGUGAUAGUUAAUAAUACCAUCACAACGCAUGGGUUUUCUGUUCCUCAAUUCUCCAACAAUAGCAUGCAAUCUCAACCUCAGUGUCAACCAAAUGUUGGACCUUGCACUAGUCUUUUCCUCAACGAGAUCAUGAACCAUGGAACCUUCUCAAAGAAAGACCAAGAUCAGGACAGGGCAUUGAAGUUAAUGCACCCUCAACAACUUAGCUUCCCUCUGACUUCCUCUCCAACCACAGCCAUUGUUCCUCCAAUCUCAAAUCUUCAAUGUCCAAUCACCCAACUUCAAGGUGUUGGUGGUGAGGUUGCAGCAGAUAGAGCAAAAUGUAUAGUUUUCAUUAACGACGUUGCAUUUGAGGUUAUGAUGGGACCCUUCAACGUGCGCCAAGCCUUUGGAGAUGAAGCUGUGCUUAUCCACUCUUCAGGCCCUGUCCCCACCGACGAGUGGGGCACUACCCUCCACCCACUACAGCACGGUGCUUGCUAUUAUCUGGUGCGCAUAUAG